Talaromyces rugulosus is the source of this 1941-nucleotide messenger RNA. RefSeq lists its product as uncharacterized. The transcript is spliced from 4 exons. Gene Ontology annotation, cellular component: CAF-1 complex; nucleus. Gene Ontology annotation, biological process: nucleosome assembly. Bases 1 to 1941 code for a protein of 646 amino acids. The record is from RefSeq and is a predicted model, not a curated record. Lineage: Eukaryota; Fungi; Ascomycota; Eurotiomycetes; Eurotiales; Trichocomaceae.
AUGGACGUCUCCAUCGAAUCAACCCCUGCUGCUGCAGUGACCCCCUCUGUGGGCAGCCAGUGCUUCCAACCAGCACCACCUUCACCCACGAAUUCCCGCAAACGAGCAUUCAGCGAAGUAGACGAACCAAAUGUACUGAAGCAGCAGGAAAUGCAUAAAUACCAAAAGAAACACGACGGCGCCGAUGAUCAGGAGAAUAGGAAUCCGUUGCAGCAGGGUGACCAGAUGGUGAUCGAUAAACCUGUCACUACUACUACCGCCACCACCACUAUUAGCACUAUAUCGGCAACCUCGAAUUCUAGUAACGCCCAAAAUCCUCAAACGGGAACGGCUGCUCCUGCUCUACAGGGGCAUGUCUUUAUCAACUCUACCUCGCCGCUACCUGUUCCUCCUUCGACCCCUCAACAAUCUUCCGACACUACUGCUGCGGCCAAGAAGCAGAAGCUCUCUCCAAAUACCAAAGAGGCUAAAAGGUUAGAAAAAGAAGAGAAAGACCGUCUCAGGCUAGAAGAAAAGGCCAAGAAAGACGAAGAGAAACGAAUCAAGGACGAGGAAAGAAAGAAGAAAGAAGUCGAAAGGGACGAAGAGAAGAAGAAGCGCGACGCAGAGCGUGAAGAGGAACGCAAACGGAGAGAGGAAAAGAAAAAAGCAAAAGAAGAGGAAAAGCUUGCCAGAGACGAAGAGAAGCGGAAAAGGGAGGAAGAAAAAGUGAAAAAAGAACGGUCCCAAAUGAGACUGAGCUCUUUCUUUGCUAAACCCGCUACCGACUCUAAUAAACCGCCUAGUGUGGGUGGUUCCUCACCUCGAAAGGACACGACUCGAGACUUGGACAGCUCGAUUAUCACCACGACGAGCACAGAAGAGCCCCGGUCAGAUUACCGCAAUGCGUUCCCAGAUUUCUUCAUUCAGAGGCACACUCAGCUUGCACCACCGCACCGAUUUCAGCGCGAUGACAAGGCGACAGAGCAUAUUCGCGAGAAGCUCGAUGGUUUUCUAAAAGAGACGGGUCCACACCCACUAUAUCGCCCGUCCGAGUUGUUUGACAUGAUUCCUUUUCGUCGCCAUCGUGGCAGAAAUAUUAGACCCGUGAGGAAACUCAUGAAAGAUGUGCAGAGCGCCACCGCCCAAGAUCUUUUAAGAAAGACUACUAUGAAAAGCCUCAAAUUUGCCGAAGAUGUACGCCCAGCGUACUACGGAACUUUCACAAGAGCCCUCUCAAGUGUGCAAGCUGGGAAGCUUUGUCGCCGCCCUUACGCUCGAGCCCUCCCUGACAUCAAUUACGACUACGAUUCGGAAGCAGAGUGGGAAGAGCCAGAAGAAGGCGAAGACUUGAACUCCGAGGGCGAUGAGGAAAUGAGCGAAGACGGCGAUGACGAUAUGGAUGGGUUUCUCGACGACGAAGAUGAGCAAAUAGACGGUAGAAGGCGUCUAGUUAUUGGUGACCUGGAGCCUGUCAUUACGGGCAUCAAAUGGCAAGACGAAAGCAAUACAGAUCCUGCUCUGGAAGCGUAUCGCAUUGAGAUGAUAUCUGAUACUGUUCAGUUCCCCAUUGACCCGUUUUCUACUGCCUAUUGGCCAAAACCAAAAGCCGUGGAGCAAGCUGCUUCGAAAGGGCAUGCGUCGACCUCUACCAAAGGCACCCUUCUUGCCUUUUCUACAAAGCCUAUUACUCAAGGUCAAGCGCCACCCGCACCAACAGCUCGCCCCGGAAUUAGUAUCGAAUCUGCAGGCCAAUCUAGGAAAGGAAAACCAUUUCCGCCGGAUCAGCUAGCGGCGUUUAAGGCAGCUGUCGAAGGGAGCGAUCUGACCAAGGCCGGGCUGAUUGAAGUCCUCAAGAAGCGCUUCCCAAAAAUCUCCAAAGACACUCUCAAGGACACCCUAAACGUGGUGGCUGUCCGCGUUGGGCAGAAGGAAGCAGACAAAAAAUGGGUGUGCAAUUGA